AUGGAGACUUUACUGCCAGAAAAGGAAGAGUUAUUCGACUUCAAAUUGAAAGACGCACACAGUUCUCUAGACGAAUUGGAUAUAGAUGAUUUGUAUGUACGCUAUAAGAAAUUACAAAAAACUUUGGAGUUUUUGGAAGUUCAGGAGGAGUAUAUAAAAGAUGAACAGCGCAAUCUAAAGAAAGAAUAUUUACAUGCCCAGGAAGAGGUUAAACGCAUUCAAUCUGUACCUUUGGUAAUUGGUCAGUUUUUGGAAGCUGUUGACCAAAAUACUGGUAUUGUUGGAUCCACAACUGGUUCAAAUUAUUAUGUUCGCAUUCUUUCUACCAUUGACCGUGAAUUGCUGAAGCCCUCAGCAUCAGUUGCCCUUCACAAGCACAGUAACGCCUUGGUCGAUGUCUUGCCACCAGAAGCUGACAGCUCAAUUUCUAUGUUACAACCCGAUGAAAAACCUGAUGUUAGUUACGCUGAUAUUGGUGGUAUGGAUAUGCAAAAACAGGAAAUUCGCGAAGCAGUAGAACUCCCAUUAACACACUUUGAAUUAUACAAACAAAUUGGUAUCGAUCCUCCUCGUGGUGUUCUUAUGUAUGGACCUCCUGGAUGUGGCAAGACAAUGUUAGCAAAGGCAGUUGCCCACCAUACUACUGCAUCAUUUAUUCGAGUUGUCGGAUCAGAAUUUGUGCAGAAAUACCUUGGCGAAGGACCUCGUAUGGUCCGCGAUGUUUUCCGUCUCGCUAAAGAAAACGCUCCAGCUAUAAUAUUUAUUGACGAAAUCGAUGCCAUAGCCACAAAACGUUUUGACGCUCAGACUGGUGCUGAUCGUGAAGUACAACGUAUUUUGCUCGAGUUGCUAAAUCAAAUGGACGGUUUUGAUCAAACUACAAAUGUUAAGGUUAUUAUGGCCACAAAUCGUGCAGAUACUCUAGAUCCAGCUCUACUCCGUCCCGGACGUUUGGAUAGAAAGAUUGAAUUCCCAUUGCCGGAUAGACGUCAAAAACGUUUGGUAUUCUCUACGAUCACGUCUAAGAUGAACCUCAGCGAAGAUGUAGAUCUGGAAGAAUUUGUAGCUCGACCUGAUAAAAUUUCGGGUGCUGAUAUUAAUGCCAUCUGCCAAGAAGCUGGUAUGCAUGCCGUUAGAGAAAAUCGUUAUAUCGUUUUAUCGAAAGAUUUCGAGAAGGGCUAUAAGAAUAAUAUUAAAAAGGAUGAACAAGAACACGAAUUCUACAAAUAGUUAUUUAAAU
This is a messenger RNA of Musca vetustissima, 1240 nucleotides long. RefSeq names its product 26S proteasome regulatory subunit 6B (gene Rpt3). Lineage: Eukaryota; Metazoa; Arthropoda; Insecta; Diptera; Muscidae. Gene Ontology annotation, molecular function: ATP hydrolysis activity; ATP binding; proteasome-activating activity. The record is from RefSeq and is a predicted model, not a curated record. The coding region runs from base 1 to 1230 and encodes 409 amino acids. The transcript has 4 exons. Gene Ontology annotation, cellular component: proteasome regulatory particle, base subcomplex. Gene Ontology annotation, biological process: proteasome-mediated ubiquitin-dependent protein catabolic process.